AUUUUGUGUGUUACCCACGUGUGAUUUUGCGGUCUUGUUAAUCUUUAAUUUUUACGAUUUUUACCAUACAAAACAUUUGAAAUGUUUUAAAAUUAGAUUUUUCAAUUGCAUGCGAAUGGAAAAAUAAGAAAAAUGGCCUCAAUUACAGGGAACGACGACAUUCUCGUUGUUUCUGGCUGGAACAGCGCUUUUAUUUUUGACAGAAAAAGUGGUGCCUUUCAGUCCUUGGAUCCUCCAAAAUCAGAAGACGAAAAUGCAGAAACAAAAGGUCCAAAGAAAGGGCAAACCAGUUCAGAACACGCAGACAAACACAUGGCCAGCCUGGCCCUGUCCAAUUGUGGACAAUACUUGGCUCUGGCCUCCAGUCGAGGGACAAAGAGCCUCUUCCUCUGGCAUCGGGAAGGAUCGACCUGGAAGUUUGUCAGUCAGAGAGCUACGGGAAGAGCGGCAAGCCGGAUCAGAUUCACCAACUCUGCCUCUUCGAUUCUGGUUGCUGAUAAAGCUGGAGAUGUUUACUUGUUUUCAGUGGCAGAACCGCUGAAGGAGAAGGAAUGGCUGCUCGGACACAUCACAAUGCUGUUGGAUGUGCUUGUCUCUGACGAUGAGAAAUUUGUGAUAACCUGCGACCGGGAUGAUAAAAUUCGAGUGGCCCUUUAUCCGAACUGCUACAACAUCCAUUCCUACUGCUUGGGACACACAUCUUUUGUCACCAGUUUGUCCUUCCUGCCCCACAACCCUGCAGUUCUGAUUUCAACCUCAGGAGACGGCAGUGUGAAAUUUUGGAAUUAUCUUGAGGGCAGAGAAUUGUUGAGCAUUCCCAUUGACAAACACGUCCAGUCAUCUGACGACGAAGUCUUGCCAAUCAAGCAAUGCUCGUCGUUGAAAAUUUCAACUGAUUCAUCACUGCUCAGUGUUUGCAUUGGAGGAUCAUCCAUUUGUCCCAUCUUUAAAAUAACCGGUCUGGAUCAGCUGCAGAUGGAACUGGUCUACAAAAUUGACUCGGAAGAAGGAGAGAUUUGGUGGAUGCAGUUUACUUCUGAUCGUAACUUGUUUCUACUUCGGAACAGUCCGAGCCGACCAGUUGAGGUUUGGCGUUGUUCUGAAAAUCUUGAAAUGAGACUGGAUGAAAAUGAAAAGAUUUUUCAAGAUUAUUCUAACUUGCUGCAAGAAUGUUUUGCCUGCCCAUCCAUCCCUUCAAUGUUGUACCGAAAGAAAUUUGACGAACCUCCAGAAAAGGCCAAGAAAAAAAGUUAAAGUGACUUGGCGUGGACCGGUGCCGUACAGCUUGAGGACCUCGUCCCUGUCCGGGCAGUACGAGUAGAGGGCCCUGAACUGGCAGCCGGCGUCGCGGAACAAGAUGAGGAAGUGCUUGCUCUCGGAACGCGCGAUCUCCUCGAGCACGCGCCUCUUGGCCUCGCGGUUCACAACUCCUGGGAAGACACAGUACUCGACGGCGUUCAGCAUGAUGCCUCGGUUUGAUUUGGUUGCUGGUUGGCGGUAAAGUCGGGGACCUGAAUUAAAGUUCAAAUUAAAUUUUGUUCAGAAAUAAAUCAAAAUCUGGAUCAGGAAUUUCUCAUUGCAAUAAUUUUAAAAAAUUUGUUUUCUUCUUUUAAUUCCUCUUCAAUUUAAUUUGUAAAAAAUUCCACUUUUUUAAUAUCUCAAUUUUAUUUAUUAU
This is a messenger RNA of Neocloeon triangulifer, 1675 nucleotides long. It is a transcript of the gene wuho, whose product is annotated as tRNA (guanine-N(7)-)-methyltransferase non-catalytic subunit wdr4. Bases 133 to 1254 code for a protein of 373 amino acids. Gene Ontology annotation, molecular function: tRNA (guanine(46)-N7)-methyltransferase activity; protein binding. Lineage: Eukaryota; Metazoa; Arthropoda; Insecta; Ephemeroptera; Baetidae. The record is from RefSeq and is a predicted model, not a curated record. Gene Ontology annotation, cellular component: nucleus; cytosol; tRNA methyltransferase complex. Gene Ontology annotation, biological process: RNA (guanine-N7)-methylation. The transcript has 8 exons.